UGCACCCGGGUCUCUUCCAGCGUCAGACGCAGGGCACUGAGAAUGUGGCGACAGCGCGCAACGAUGAAGUAGCCCAGAGGGUCCCUUGGAAAAUGAGGCCAGGGUCCCUGCUGCUGCUUGUUCUGCUGCUCGCCCUGUCCAGGAGCCUGCGGGGCAAAGAGUGUGCGUCUCCACCCUGUGAGUGUCACCAGGAGGACGACUUCAGAGUCACCUGCAAGGAGCUCCACCGAAUCCCCAGCCUGCCGCCCAGCACCCAGACUCUGAAGCUCAUCGAGACUCAUCUGAAGACCAUACCCAGUCUUGCAUUUUCGAGUCUGCCCAAUAUUUCCAGGAUCUAUUUAUCUAUAGAUGCAACUCUGCAGCGGCUGGAACCACAUUCUUUCUACAAUUUGAGUAAAAUGACUCACAUAGAAAUCCGGAACACCAGAAGCUUAACCUAUAUAGACCCUGAUGCCUUGACAGAGCUCCCCUUGCUCAAGUUUCUUGGCAUUUUCAAUACUGGACUUAGAAUAUUCCCUGACUUGACCAAAAUUUAUUCCACGGACAUAUUCUUUAUACUUGAAAUCACAGACAACCCUUACAUGACUUCGGUCCCUGAAAACGCAUUCCAGGGCCUAUGCAAUGAAACCUUGACCCUGAAACUGUACAACAAUGGAUUUACUUCAGUCCAAGGACAUGCUUUCAAUGGAACAAAGCUGGAUGCUGUUUACCUAAACAAGAAUAAAUACCUGACAGCUAUAGACAACGAUGCCUUUGGAGGAGUAUACAGUGGACCAACUUUGCUAGAUGUGUCUUCCACCAGCGUCACUGCCCUUCCUUCCAAAGGCCUGGAGCACCUCAAAGAACUGAUCGCAAAAGACACCUGGACUCUCAAAAAGCUCCCGCUGUCGUUGAGUUUCCUCCACCUCACUCGGGCUGACCUCUCUUACCCGAGCCACUGCUGCGCUUUUAAGAACCAGAAGAAAAUCAGGGGAAUCCUGGAGUCUUUGAUGUGUAAUGAGAGCAGUAUCCGGAACCUUCGUCAAAGGAAAUCAGUGAACAUCUUGAGGGGUCCCAUCUACCAGGAAUAUGAAGAAGAUCCGGGUGACAACAGUGUUGGGUACAAACAAAACUCCAAGUUCCAGGAGAGCCCAAGCAACUCUCACUAUUACGUCUUCUUUGAAGAACAAGAGGAUGAGGUCGUUGGUUUCGGCCAAGAGCUCAAAAAUCCUCAGGAAGAGACUCUCCAAGCCUUCGAGAGCCACUAUGACUACACGGUGUGUGGGGACAACGAGGACAUGGUGUGUACCCCCAAGUCGGACGAGUUUAACCCCUGUGAAGAUAUCAUGGGCUACAGGUUCCUGAGAAUCGUGGUGUGGUUUGUCAGUCUGCUGGCUCUCCUGGGCAAUAUCUUCGUCCUGCUCAUUCUGCUAACCAGCCACUACAAAUUGACCGUGCCGCGGUUCCUCAUGUGCAACUUGGCCUUUGCAGAUUUCUGCAUGGGGGUAUACCUGCUUCUCAUUGCCUCUGUAGACCUGUACACACACUCUGAGUACUACAACCACGCCAUCGACUGGCAGACGGGCCCUGGGUGCAACACGGCUGGCUUCUUCACUGUUUUCGCCAGUGAGUUAUCAGUGUACACACUGACGGUCAUCACCCUGGAGCGAUGGUACGCCAUCACCUUCGCCAUGCGCCUGGAUAGGAAGAUCCGCCUCAGGCACGCGUACACCAUCAUGGCUGGGGGCUGGGUUUCCUGCUUCCUUCUCGCCCUGCUCCCGAUGGUGGGAAUCAGCAGCUAUGCCAAGGUCAGCAUCUGCCUGCCAAUGGACACCGACACCCCUCUUGCACUCGCAUACAUUGUCCUCGUUCUGCUGCUCAAUGUUGUUGCCUUUGUUGUCGUCUGUUCCUGCUAUGUGAAGAUCUACAUCACGGUCCGAAAUCCCCAGUACAACCCUCGAGAUAAAGACACCAAGAUUGCCAAGAGGAUGGCUGUGUUGAUCUUCACUGACUUCAUGUGCAUGGCGCCCAUCUCCUUCUAUGCGCUGUCGGCACUUAUGAACAAGCCUCUAAUCACUGUUACUAACUCCAAAAUCUUGUUGGUUCUCUUCUACCCCCUCAACUCCUGUGCCAAUCCGUUUCUCUAUGCUAUUUUCACCAAGGCCUUCCAGAGGGACGUGUUCAUCCUGCUCAGCAAGUUUGGCAUCUGCAAACGCCAGGCCCAGGCCUAUCAGGGUCAGAGAGUCUGUCCCAACAAUAGCACUGGUAUUCAGAUCCAAAAGAUUCCCCAGGACACGAGGCAGAGUCUCCCCAACAUGCAAGAUACCUAUGAACUGCUUGGAAACUCCCAGCUAGCUCCAAAACUGCAGGGACAAAUCUCAGAAGAGUAUAAGCAAACAGCCUUGUAAAGGAAAGGCUACGCUAGUCACAGUGAGACUUACAAAAGGCUGGUUUCUUGAACAUGCGUUCCAGUCCCGUGACAUGUGAACACAUAGGUUCAUGCAGGUGAUGAUUCAUAGGGUCAGAGUUCAUCUCUAGAAAGUAUUGCCUCUAAGAAGGAAGAGACGCUAUCAGCAUAUCUGAGUCCUAGGUGAUAUGACAAUCGCCUAUGCUCGCUGGGAGAUUUGCUUGUUGCUUGUCUAUGAUGCCAUGCAACAUGUUCCACAGACACCAGUUGAACCAUUCCCACAUCUUGCUUCUCCAUUUUAUGUAGUGUUUUAUACUAAAGACUCAACAACUGGCCAGUGUUCAUCAUACUCCAUAUUAGCACCCCUGAAAGAACCAAAGAAAUGUUUUUAUUCCUUAAAAAUAAAAUGCCAAGGUAAAAUCUGGACUGUUAAUAAAAAAAGAUUAAAUAAAAUUAAAUAAAUAAAUAAAAUGCCACACUUGGAAGGUGGAGGUAGGGGAAUCCAGUUCAUACUUAGCCACAUAGAGAAUUCCAAGCCAACUUGUGCUACCUGAAGCUCCACCUCAAGCUACCAAAAGAAGCCUGGAAAGCCAAACAUAUAGAUGUCACAUAAUUGCUUUUAUUAAACUGAAAAAAAGAGCACGUCUAGUUUUGAGAGGUUUUUCUUUGUUUUUCUUCCUUAGACUCUGAAUCAAUCAUCACCAGGCUCUGCCUGCCGUGACCCAGCUGUUACACGCUGACUGGAGAAACUGCCAAGGUUUCAGCUUUUGUGGCUGAGCAAACUUAAGAAUUAUCUUCUCAUAUAAAACAUGAGCUCCGGGAGAGAUUUCUAAGGACCACAUGGGAAUGAGGACAGGGCACACUUGGCCACGUGUUGAAUAAGACAACUAUAUACCAGUUAACUUGUCGGGCUUUGAGCAAGUCUCUGGACCUCUAAAUUCUGUAGAAAUGGGGGGAUUUGAUGCCCUCUUCCAUUAAAAAACAAAAACAAAAAAACCUAGGUAUAUAUCCCCCUCAAAAGAUAUGUGUGACAAAGACAAAGAAAACACUACUUAAGUAGACUCGGUUUUUUCUACCUUGUGACGCUGCUGUCUACUUCUUUUAGGAACCAGGACAUGUGACCCAAGAUGCUUUUUCUUUAUUUCAUUCUGAUCAUCGUGUCUGAACCAAAAGUUCUAUUGAGUGACUGACUAUGUGGAGCCAGAUCCUAACUAUUCAUCUAAAUUAUUGUAUCUAUACUACUGUCAAGUCCAAGACAUACUGGAAUUUAUAUAAACUGUUAAUAAUACAGCCCAGCUCAUGUGGUGCACGCCUUUAAUUUCAGCACUGGGGAGGCAGAGGCAGGUAGAUCUCUGAAUUUGAGGCUAGCCUGGCCUAAGACAGCCAAGUGUACACAGAGAAACCCUGUUUCAAAGAAAAAAACAAAACAAAAUAGACUACUAAUAGAGUUAAUAUGUGACUAUGUAGGCUCACUUUCAAACAUUUAACUCGUUCUUCUUCUUUUUUUUAAGCUCUCCUGGGCUCACACCACACUAACACUGUCAAGAGAGAAAUCUCUUUACUGACACUGCCAGUCCCUUCUAACCCUGCCAGUCACUGACAUAAAACAUGUGUGUCCCAAGAGUUGCCUUGCUUCAAACAGGAACUGCAUCUCCAGGUGUACCCUCCAGGUAGCCAGUCUGGUCAGGCUCUUUACCACAUUGUUACGGAGUCCCCAAGCAGAUCUGGCAUGCUCUUCUCAGUGCUCAUGAGCCAAAGCAGGAACUAUAAGGGGCUCGCCACUUUCAGCCUAUGAAGUAGGGUUUAUGGGUCACCUGACAUGGCUCCUAUCUGCCUGGCCUGGGACUCUGUCACGGUCUCACAAGCACCGGCUUCCCCAGCAGUUCACGUGUAACUACUGAAAUUAAAUAACUGUGCUACCCUGUG
Molecule: messenger RNA, 4312 nt
Organism: Mus musculus (house mouse)
Lineage: Eukaryota; Metazoa; Chordata; Mammalia; Rodentia; Muridae
Gene: Tshr
Product: thyroid stimulating hormone receptor
Exons: 10
Coding region: 93-2387 (764 amino acids)
Biological process (GO): G protein-coupled receptor signaling pathway; cellular response to thyrotropin-releasing hormone; thyroid-stimulating hormone signaling pathway
Cellular component (GO): signaling receptor complex; basolateral plasma membrane; membrane
Molecular function (GO): protein-containing complex binding; signaling receptor activity; G protein-coupled receptor activity
Source: RefSeq, marked validated